CUGUUUGCAGACAUCGCAGGCUUUACUGCAUGGAGCUCCACGCAUCCACCCGAGCACGUGUUUAGGCUGCUGGAGUCGAUGUACCGGGAGUUCGACCUGUGUGCUAAGGAGCGAGGAGUUUUCAAGGUCGAAACUAUCGGGGACUGCUACAUGGCUGUGUGUGGGCUCCCAGACCCCAGGGAGGACCACGCGGUUGCCAUGUCUCAGUUUGCGUUGGACAUGCAGAUCAAGAUGGAGGGAGUCACCCAGGCGCUGGCGCCUGAACUUGGGGCUGACGUGCUGAACUUGAAGCUGCGCUCGGGGAUGCACAGCGGCCCUGUGACCGCGGGAGUGCUACGUGGGGAGAAGUCACGGUUCCAGCUCUUCGGGGACACUGUGAACACAGCAUCGAGGAUGGAGAGCACCGGAGCUCCCAGCAGAAUCCAGGUUAGCGAG
Messenger RNA from Guillardia theta CCMP2712, 435 nucleotides. RefSeq lists its product as hypothetical. The annotation marks the transcript as partial. The transcript has a single exon. NCBI's taxonomy places the organism in Eukaryota, Cryptophyceae, Pyrenomonadales, Geminigeraceae. Gene Ontology annotation, molecular function: guanylate cyclase activity; peptide receptor activity. The record is from RefSeq and is a predicted model, not a curated record. Gene Ontology annotation, biological process: intracellular signal transduction; receptor guanylyl cyclase signaling pathway; cGMP biosynthetic process.